AAGAGACUGCAGUUGAGCAGAGUUCUAUUCCUCCUAUCGGGUGUUCUGCUGUGUUGUCUCUACCAGCUGACUAUCACCUCCAAGCUCUCCCCAGGACCCUGGCCCCAUGCCCUGCCCCAGCUAGGUGAGGGGUCUGGGGAUGGAGAAGGCCUGACAGGGGCCCUCCUGGACGGGGGACGCAGUGUUGACACACAAGAGGUGGAUAUUAUAGAUUUAAUGACAACUGAAGUGUUCGAUUAUUACUCUGAGACGAUUACAGAUGAUGUCACACCAUCCACUACCACUGAGGAUACCAUUGACACAGAUGUCUCAUCAUCAUCAUCAUCAUCAUCAUCAGUGACUACAAUCCGGACUAUCGUUCACUGCAUCUAUGUAGACCCAGAGCCUCCCCUUCAGAUCCCCACCCUGCCCAACCCACCACCGACCCAUCCGGUCCCCAACACCACCCUAGCCUCCCCUGCCGACCUUGGGGACGCCCCUCAUCAGAAGGGAGAGUACCCCACGGAUAUCUUCUCCGUGGAGGACCGGAGACGAGGCUGGGUGUCGCUCCACAUCUUGGGGAUGAUGUACAUGUUCGUCUCACUCGCCAUCGUGUGCGACGAAUUUUUUGUCCCUGCGCUCGGCGUCAUCACAGACCAGCUGGCCAUCUCCGACGACGUGGCCGGGGCAACCUUCAUGGCGGCGGGAGGCUCCGCCCCGGAGCUGUUCACAUCUCUGAUUGGCGUGUUCAUCUCUCAUAGCAAUGUGGGCAUCGGGACGAUUGUGGGGUCGGCGGUGUUCAAUAUCCUGUUUGUCAUUGGGAUGUGUGCCAUUUUCUCCAGGGAGAUGCUGCACCUCACCUGGUGGCCCCUGUUCAGGGACGUCUCCUUCUAUAUCAUAGGUAAUAAUAUACUAACACAGGUAAAGGGAGAUGUUCCACCGCAGCCCUUUUUACAUCAGCAGUUGUCAAAGUGCAUUAAAGUAACUGGGCCUAAGCCCUAGAGUGCACAGUGGCCAGGAGAAACUCCUUAGAGGGAAGCAACCUGGAGAGGCACCUGGCUCAGAGGGGUGGGCUGUCCUCCUCUGGCUGAACCAGGUGGAGAUUAAGAGUACAUGUGGCCAUCAAGGCCAGAUAGUUUCUGAGUCCAGAGGGCGGGAGAGAGAGAGGUGUUCCACUCCUAAAUAAAUGAUAGGGUGCUUGGAGCCAACAGUCGAUCUCAAUCACAUUCAAAAUGAAAAAAAUAAAGACCAUAUCACUGAAGCUAUUAUUCACAACAUGAUCGUUUACCAACCCAGGUUAGCAAAGUAGAAACCUUUAAGUGAUCCAUUUCAGAAAUGUUGUCUCUGACUGUGUUCUCUAACCUCUUGCUGUGUUCUCUAAUCUUUUGCUUAUGAUGAAUGAACAUCUAUAAUGUUUUCAGACU
This is a messenger RNA of Coregonus sp. 'balchen', 1403 nucleotides long. The record is from the annotation of a GenBank genome assembly. Lineage: Eukaryota; Metazoa; Chordata; Actinopteri; Salmoniformes; Salmonidae.